AGUAAGUAAGCAGCAGCAAUUCGUAGUAAACAAGAAGCAAGUAGUAAAAUUUGAAAUUAGAAAUUCCAUAAAAAAACAUGGACAAGGAAGACAAAAAAUACCAACUAUUAGAUAAUAGAAUUGUUUGCAAAUACGGCGACAAAUGUUAUCAAAAAAAUCCAACGCAUCAUGAGAAAUAUAAACACCCACAAAAAAGAAAGACUCCGCGAUCUCCACAACAGACACCUAAAAAAUUAAAAACCGAUAAAGUAGAGCCAUCAAAAGUAGACUCUGAUGCUGAAGACUAUUCUAUCGAUGAUGAUUCAAAUACGAGUUCAGAGAGUAUUCCAAAAGAAACUAAUGCGAAGGUAAAUCACGAUGUUUCAGAUUCUGACCCUGAUGAUGAUUCUGAAAGUAAUCAUAGUGAAACUGAAGACAAUAGUAACAAAAUGGAAGAAACCUCUAAUAUCCAGGAGGAAAACACUGUAGAUAGUGACAAACAAGAAAAUUUAGAAGAUAUUAAGACUAAAAAUGGCACAGACAGUGAUGAUAGUAAAGACACCAAGGACAAAACAUAUUCAAAUAAAGAAAAAGAAUGGAACAGUGUAAUAAAAGACAAAUUUCUGGUGGACAUGCCUCCAGAUUUCUUUCAAUUCUGGGAUUUUUGUGAGAAACAAGCCCCCAAAUGUCCCUCGGAAGCUUUAAGCAAAGUUGGUAUCUUUUUAGUUGGACCAUAUGAUGUACUAGCAGGCAAAUUUUCAAAAGUUGACAAACCACCAGAAGAUUAUUUAAUCCACUGGAGAUAUUACAGAGAUCCACCAGAACUACAAACAGUAUUAAGGAGUGAUGAUGCCAAUGGAUAUCAUAUAGGAUAUUUUAGAGAUGCUCCAGACAAAACUCCAGUCCUCUUAGUCUCAAACGCUCCACAAAAGAAUGGAAUAUUAACUCCUAUGGGUGGAAAUAUCUUCGCAGCUGUUAAUUUAUACUUGGAAGAUCUGAAGAAAAGCGGGAAUCCAUUCAGGAAAAUGGCAGUUGGUGGAAUACAAGCAGCUCUAACAAAAGAAGCUCAAAGGCUGGGUAUUGAUUUGUCAAGAAAAACUAAGGCCAUUGUUGCAAGAGAGAAGAAAAUAGUUACUAGAAGCUUCAAUAAAAUUGGUCUUUGUGUUCCUUACAAUAAAAAGUCACAGGUAGGGUAUAGAGAACUGGCCCAAACGAACAAAGAACUAGAAGCAAACUUAAAUAAACUAGACCAGGCUAAGACCAAAGCUGAACAAGACAAAUGUUUCUCUGACUUACAGCCAGUAUUCACCUACACAAGCAUUGCCUCUGAUGAAUGUGACUUUGGUACUGGUAUUGAGCUAGGCUGGAAUAUUAUAAGUCAUGGCACAGACCGUUUGAAUGCAACUGCUGGCCGGUUCUUGGCUUCCAAUUACAGGUUGUUCAACAUGGAAGCUUUUGCUAAGAUAGCAGAGGCGCACAUGAAAAAUAGGCGAAAGGGAAAUAAAUUGAGUAUUAUAUGAUUUUAUAAAAUAAAAAUUUACAUGCAA
Messenger RNA from Diabrotica balteata, 1526 nucleotides. NCBI's taxonomy places the organism in Eukaryota, Metazoa, Arthropoda, Insecta, Coleoptera, Chrysomelidae. The record is from the annotation of a GenBank genome assembly.